AUGAAACUAGUUCUGUUACAACAGGCUUAUGGUGAACAUGCCAUGAAGAAAUCAAGUGUUUUUUUCAAAUGGCAUAGGCGGUUUAAGGAAGGACAGGAAGAUGUUCAUGAUGACGUAAGAAGUGGGCAGCCAAAAAUGCAAAGGACAGAUGCAAAUGUGGACACAGUACGAACCCUCGUACGCUCAAAUCAAAGACUGAGUGUUCAAAUGAUGGCAGAAGAAUUGAACAUGAACAGAGUAAUAGUGCAGCAGAUUCUAACAGAAGAUUUGGGAAUGAGAAAGAUUUCCACAAAUAUGAUGCCUUGA
Staurois parvus is the source of this 306-nucleotide messenger RNA. NCBI's taxonomy places the organism in Eukaryota, Metazoa, Chordata, Amphibia, Anura, Ranidae. The record is from the annotation of a GenBank genome assembly.